CGCUCAUGAGAUUCGGGAUAUACUGUACUGCGUAUAUCUGCAACAAAACCUCAUCAUAUGUUAUUGGCCCAUUUUCGCGUAUGUGUAUAUGCAUCAGGGAUUUCAUACGAAUAAGAUUCGUGUAAUAUUUUAAGUGCGAUUUAUACAUAUGUAAACAUCGUCAUGGGUGGAAAACAAUCGUCGCAGCUCGACAUUGACGAUGUCGAUGAUUACGUCGCUUUGAGCUUCUUGACCCGCCGACAGGUUUACUCGAUCUUCAAGGUAUUUUCUUCGGAAGAGGACGACGCCAUGUCUUUCGAAGACUUUAUCGACCUUGCGUCAGUUUUCAGUGAAGAAGCAGACGAAAAGUUGAAAGCUGCCUACGUUUUCCAAAUGUUUGAUUUCGAUGAAGACGAGGCAAUUGGAUUUGCAGACCUGGAAGAACUCGUACGUCGUCUGACAAGUUCCAGUAAGAAUUCGGGACUCAUAAACCCCGCAUUUCGGUCGGAAUCAGAUUUAGCCCGAUCUUCUUCUCAAGGAAAACGAAUAGAAAAGGCAGUGCAUGAAGAUGCUUUGCCGAAAGAAACUUUGCAGAAAAUUGUGGAGCAGGUUCUUUCACAGUCUGUCAUGGGAAAGGCCAAAGAAAUCAGUUACCAGGAAUUCGUUCACUUGACUUCCAAGCUUCCGGACUUCGCUUCCGCCUUCACCAUCCAUUUUUGAAAAGAAAAUCAUUUCCAUCGUCACGCAACUUUUCUCUUUUUUAUUUAUUCGAAAAAUAAACAUCUUGGCGCAUCGUUUUCGCGGAUAUUCCAAAAGCGCACAAUCGAAGCAUUCAAAUUCCUCCUCGGCAUGUGUACAAUAUUUUUCAACUCGUGAGCGCUGCUGGCAACAUAAACCGCGCUGUGGAAUCAAUGUUUCUUUCAUGCAGUACGUCGUUUCCGGGAUUAAUUGCUCAAAAUUGUGUACAGUACACAUAUAUAGUGUCAAAGCAAUAAGAAUAAGAGGAAUGAAUAAAGUGUCUCUCUUCUGCAGAAUAUA
Messenger RNA from Notodromas monacha, 1017 nucleotides. The record is from the annotation of a GenBank genome assembly. Lineage: Eukaryota; Metazoa; Arthropoda; Ostracoda; Podocopida; Cyprididae.